Messenger RNA from Clupea harengus (Atlantic herring), 3125 nucleotides. RefSeq names its product rac GTPase-activating protein 1. Gene Ontology annotation, cellular component: cleavage furrow; spindle midzone; nucleus. The record is from RefSeq and is a predicted model, not a curated record. Gene Ontology annotation, biological process: Rho protein signal transduction; mitotic cytokinesis; mitotic spindle midzone assembly. NCBI's taxonomy places the organism in Eukaryota, Metazoa, Chordata, Actinopteri, Clupeiformes, Clupeidae. Gene Ontology annotation, molecular function: GTPase activator activity.
UGAAUUACAACUGAGAAGGGCUGCGGAAGAGAGUGCAGCAAUGUAGGCUAGCUCAUGGUUACUCCAGGGAAGUAGUGUUUAGAAUAGUUUUGGAAAUAGUAUCGGGAUAAAAGUGAAGACCGAACCUCUCCACGCUUCCGUUUGAUUUAUUCAGCGUUUAUCUCACACGCUCUGAGCCAUGGAGGCCGCACCGAACCUGCUCAACUUGUUGGAAAACAUGCGUGCCUACGCGGAUCUGGUGCUCAGUGAGGGCGUCGAGCCGCAGUUCCUUCAGAUGGCUGUCUGCUUUGAGCGCUGCCGUGGCCAAUGGCUGCGUGUAGAGGAGGAGCUGGGUGGCUGCCGGGAGAUGCUGACCAAAGUGGAGGCAGAGCGGGGGGCACUGGAUGUCAAGCUGAAGCAUGCGCGCAACCAGGUGGAUGUGGAGGUCCGGCGCAGACAGAAAGCCGAGGCUGAGUGUGAGAAACUGGAUCGUCAGAUCCAGUUGAUUCGGGAUCUGUUGGUCUGUGAGGGAUCCACCAGCCUGCAGCUUAACGAAGAACAGCGAUCUGCUUUGGCCUUCCUGAAUGCUCGUACUCUCACAUCCAACCCCAACAACAGUCGCAGGCUGUGCACCAUUGACGAGUCAAACUCCAUCCUGUCAGAUAUCAGCUACGACAAAACUGAUGACUCUCUGGACUGGGACUCUUCAGCGAUCCGCACCGUCAGGCUGAGGAAGAGACAGAAAAGACGCUCCUCACGCCUGCAUGUGGAAGGUCCAGAUGGUCCAAAGAGAUCCCGCUCAACUGGCCGCAAGUCAGAAAAGGCAAAUGAGUCCAUUGUGGCAAAAACUACACUGACCGUGCCUGCUAAUGGCGGCCCAAUUCAGGCAGUGUCCACUAUCCAGUCCAUACCCUACAGAAGCCACGGGCACAGGGACGCUACUCAGUGGGACACAGACACGACUGACUGUGUCAGUGAUGCCCCAAGCGGUCCCCCCAGUGUGGUCUGCACUCCCACUCCCAAAGCCAGUGUGCCUCUCAAAUCCCACGCCUUCGUCUCCAAAACGGUCAUCAAGCCUGAGACCUGCAUGCCAUGUGGCAAGAAGAUCAGGUUUGGCAAGCUGUCUUUGAAGUGCCAGUCUUGCCGGUUGGUGGCACACGCUGAAUGCCGUCAGCGAUGCCCUUUGCCCUGCAAGCCCACUAACUCUGCUACCCCAAUGAAGACUGCUGAGGGCCGUCUGAGUGAUUAUGUGUCUUCCCAUGGACCUAUGAUUCCACAAUUGGUCAUCCAGUGUGUCGGCGAGAUUGAGCAGAGGGGACUGCAUGAGACUGGUCUCUACCGUAUUUCGGGUUCUGACCGCGUGGUGCGAGACCUGAAGGAACGCAUUGUGCGUGGGGGUGGCAGUGUUCCCCCUCUGGGCCGUGUGGAUGACAUCCAUGUCGUCGCUGGCCUGCUCAAGGACUUCCUACGAAACCUCAAGGAGCCACUGCUCACCUGCAGGCUUAACCGCGCCUUCAUGCAAGCUGCAGAAAUUGGCGAUGAGGACAACAGCAUAGCAGCGAUGUACCAGACCAUCACCGACCUGCCUCAGCCGAACCGAGACACGCUGGCUUUCCUCAUUCUGCAUCUGCAGCGGGUGGCCCUAAGUCCAGACACUAAGAUGGAUGCCACCAACCUAGCCAGAGUGUUUGGCCCCACCAUUGUUGGCCAUUCAGUUCCGGACCCAGAUCACAUGACCCUCUUGAUGGACACUCAGCGUCAACCCAGGGUCGUGGAAAGACUCCUCAGCCUUCCUUUGGAGUACUGGCGCCAGUUCGUGGUGGAGCAGGAGAAUAUACCACCAGGCCUCCACACUCCAGAGCAGAAAGUGAGUAUUCUGGGACCCGUGACCACCCCAGAGCAUCAGAUGAGUAAGACCCCGUCCUCCAGCUCGCUUUCUCAGCGGUUCAAGUCCACCCUCAGUACUCCAAUUUUUGGGAGCAGGAGUAAGCCAUCCGUGGGCUUCUUUUCCUCUCCGCUACUGAAGUGAGGAUCUCCUGGAGGCCAAAGCUGGAGGCACCACUGUAGAACCUGCCAGCACUUUAACCUACUAUGCAACACUCCAUGCUGCCAGAUAUUUACCAGCCUUUUACAUCCAUAUUUAAGGAUAUUUUAACACUUUAUUUUUAAACACCCAUGUUUUAUAACUUCCUGUAUUUAUGACGAAUGUCUUGUGUUGAAUCUUGGUUCAGAUGAAAAGAUAUGGACACCUAACAAGGAACUUGAGACCUCCGGUUUUGUGUUAAACCAUCUGAGAGCUUGUCAUACGAAGACAUUUCCUGUGUUCCUUUCAAAAAAAAAAAACUCCUUUGAUCUGCAAAAUUGUAUUUGUUGUCUUGUGCAAUGUUGGUUAGCUGUGCAAACACUCUUACUACUAAUGUAACUUUACACUGCACUGUUUGAAUGGGAAAGGAAGCUUUACUAAAACAUUUUUCUUUUUAAUUGAAUGGAAGGGUGAGAUGUGAUCACACCUAUCCCAUGUUUCUAUUCAGUGAUGUUUUAAGAUGAAUCUUAUCUUUUCCCUGUGUAGUUAAAACCAAAAAAAGUAAUUAUGGUUAUGUAAAGAGUUAACAUAAAAAAAAGAGGGGGGGGGGGCCUUCAGGGUGAGUGAAGACCUCUUCCUUGUGUACUGUUACCAUGGUGAUACUUUUUGUUCAGGCUCUGCUGAUGAAACCAAAUUGAAUUAAAUGAGGAAAUGAUUAUCAUUCUCACUGUUCUGUGCUUCUGUGAUCACACAGGAGCACAACAAAAUAUAUUUCUGUGUUUUCAAUCGCUUUUAAAUGUGUGUGGUGAAACAUUUGGGAUGUGCAAUGUUAUCCACCUGUCUGGAAAGUAGAAUGGGAAAUGUCCACUUUUAUUCUGUUAAAAAUAUUAUCACUAAUUGUUUGUAUCUCAACUGUAAUAUCUUUUAAUCAUGCAACUAACAUUUAAGGGCUAGGUUAUCAAGUUGUCAAUUUGGCAUUUGGAUUCUGUUCCUGUAACUCCAUGACAAGCUCUUGAAGCUUUCCAAGAAUACGAACAGUUUUGGUCUAGUUUUGUAUUGAUCAUUGUUGCUCUGACAGAUCCUAUGGUAAUCUAUUUUGAAAUACAAAUUUAUGGUUGGAAAA